Messenger RNA from Myxozyma melibiosi, 1938 nucleotides. Its product is annotated as major facilitator superfamily domain-containing protein. Gene Ontology annotation, molecular function: transmembrane transporter activity. Lineage: Eukaryota; Fungi; Ascomycota; Lipomycetes; Lipomycetales; Lipomycetaceae. Gene Ontology annotation, cellular component: membrane. The coding region runs from base 1 to 1788 and encodes 595 amino acids. The transcript is spliced from 2 exons. Gene Ontology annotation, biological process: transmembrane transport. The record is from RefSeq and is a predicted model, not a curated record.
AUGGUCCUCUCAUCAUCAUCGCUCGUCGCUGCCGAGAGCAGCGAAUUUGUCAAUGAGAAGGUAGAUCGCGCUCCCGCACAUGUCCACUCAUCAGAGUCGCAGAGCAUCUACGCAGAGAGCCAACCCGGCUCUUCAAGUCACACCAUCGAGGCCGAAGAGCGGCCCGAGGUCUUCACUUCAAACUUCCAUGAAGCGGCCGCCGUGCUCGUCCUCACCUUCUCGACCGUCAUGAACACGGCCUCCACCGGCGUCAUGCAGAUCGCCGUUCCUGCUCUCGGGCGGUAUUUUGGCAUCUCUGGCGGUGAUCUGUCGUGGUCUGUGUCUUCGUUCCAGCUUAUGUCUGGUGCUACUAUUCUUCUGUUUUCUGGUAUUGCUGAUCGCAUCGGCCGAAAACGCUUGGUGGUGUUUGCCUACUUCUGGUUCGCUCUCUGGUGUCUCAUCGGCUCAUUCACCACCAACCACAUCAUCUUCGAUGUUUGCCGAGGAAUGCAAGGUAUCGCGUCCGCGGCCUGCCCUUCGGCGGGAGUCGGCAUCCUGGGCUCGACAUACAAGAACGGCCGCCGGAAAAACCGCGUCAUGGCCGUCUUCAACGCCGGUGCUCCCAUCGGUGCGUUCUUGGGCGUUGUCACGGGAGGUGUGACUAUCCAGUACAUCAACUGGCGCAGCAUAUUCUAUCUGUAUGCCAUCGUCUACGCGCUGCUGACGUUGCUUGCAAUCUUCAUCGUCCCCGGCGACAACAUCAACGACAACGUCAAGCUGAACCCGAAGCAGGUGUAUAAACGCAUCAUGGAGAUCGAUCUCGUUGGUGCUCUGAUGUCGAUCACGGGCUGCAUCGGAUUUGUCCUGGCUGCGUCGCAGGCCAGCUCGGCCUCGAAAGGAUGGGCGACUCCUUAUGUUCUCAUUGUUCUUAUUCUGUCGAUCGCGAUUCUAUGUCUCUUUGUUUGGUGGGAGUCUAGAGUCCAGAACCCGCUUAUGCCCCUCAAGAUCUGGCGCGCACCCGGGUUCGCGAUCGUUAUGCUUUUGAUUCUGUUUGCGUGGAUGGGAUUCACCGGCGUCCUGAACUUCUACGGCGGUCUCUAUCUUCAGGACGUCAUGGGCGCUUCGGCUAUCAAAUCCACGCUUUACCUGUUCCCUCAGACACUAGCGUCGAUCGCAACCGUCUCGAUCGUUGCCGCGUUUCUGCACGUCGCGUCCGGAAGACUUAUUUUGGUGAUCUCGUCCACGCUUAUGCUCGUUGCCUCGCUCUUAUGGGCUCUGGUUCCUGUCGGGGCGCCAUAUUACGCUAUGGUUCUGCCGGCAAUCUGCCUCGAGGUCGUCUCCGCCGAUCUCGCCUACAACGUCGUCAACCUGCACACGCUGUCGACGGUCUCCAAACGGGAGCAAUCCACCGCCGCUGGUAUCUUCUACACCAUCAGCCACGUCGCGGGCUCUCUUGGAGUCUCGCUGUCGACCUCGAUCGUGUCUAGUAUCCUGAACCGGGAAGUGACCGCCGAGCAACUGAAGGGAGUUGUGGCGAUUCCGGUCGCAAUCACGGCAAAGGCGUAUAAAGGAGCCUUUUGGUUCUCUGUCGCGACCAGCGCGGCGUCACUUGUUUGCGCUGUUUUUGCGAAGGUUGGAAAGCAGGGAGCGCGGCCGAUGAUGGACGAUGAGGCGAAUGCGGUGUUGUUUGAGGACGAGGAGGAGGAGGAGGAGGAGGAGGGGGAUGGUGCCGAGGGAGUCGAUGAGCUGAGCAGAUUGUUGAUUGGAGCAUCUGUAGAGACGGGGUAUAGUGCGAUUGAGAAGAGCUAGUGUUGUUUGUAUUUUGUUCUGGGUUUGUUGCACUUUGCAUGGGUGGUUGACGAUAGGUUAGAGCGGAGUUAUCUAGUGUUUUUGAGGGUAUCAUUUGGUAUAGACUAGUUUAGACCUCUUUUUAAUUAUGAUCACAUAUAACAAUCUGCC